UGGGACCUCUCUCAACAAGUAACCGCUAGAUCCGAUCCCUUUCUCUCGAGUAGUUCAAUUGCAAGACUUUGUCUGUGCCACUGACACCAGCUCUCACUGAGUGAACAAGACAAGACAAGACAGACCAAUGACGGACAUCGAGUCAGGCGGCAAGGUGCGCGAGCGCACGGCGUCCGAGUCCACCGACAAAGGCCUCGCACACGGCCACCAGAAGCUCUCCGUCACGGCCGUUGUGGCGCUCGUCGCCAUUGCCGCUGUGGCCGUUGCUGCACUGAUCGUGGGCAGCGUUGCCCUUCAUAAUGAUCUCGUGCAGAGGGCCAAGGAGACCGCUACCGAUGGCGUGGUGAGCUGAGACCGCUACCGAAUGGCAGAUCCAAUGAGUCCGGGAGCGGUCGUGUGUGUCGAUGACUGUCUGUCUGUGUCGGUGUCUGUGGUGCAGAUGGUGCACAUGACGGUCGGAGCGGACGAGCAGCAUCGGGUCCUGAUGGCUUUGAGCAUGGCCAAUCGCAUGGUACGCCAUCAGCGGCCGCCUGGGUGCCUGCGUGUCUGCGUGUGGGCGGCACAGUCUGUGUGUGUGUGUGUGUGUUUUAACAUCUCUGCAGGUCGACAUGGGCAAGGACGUCAUUGUGUUCUGCGAUGUCGACUGCCCGCCGCUUAUGGCCAAGGACAGCGAGAACUUCAUGCUGGAGGCGUUCAAGGCCAACACGACCAAGGAUGGUCUCAUUGACACGCUGGUGGCCAGGGGGGUGCCCAUCCACGUGUGCCCCGGCUGCCUCGCCAAACACGGCCUCUCAAUGGAGGACGUCAGGGACGGUGUCGACGAGGUGACCAGCCACACACACACGCACACACACACGAGAGGGAGGGAGGGAGGGAGGGACACAGGAGUGCAUCCAUCACACAUCUGUGUGUGUGUGUGUGUGUGUCCAGGUCGACGCCAAUGAGUUCUUCGCCUUCACACAGGGGCGAAUGCUUCACUUCGACUACUAAUUGCACAGCCUUUUUGGUGCAGCACCCUCUCUCUCCACCGUUUCUAGUGGGCUCUUUUUGGUACAUCAAGGUCUGUGUGUGUGUGUGUGUGUGAGUAUGGGGGCGU
Molecule: messenger RNA, 1096 nt
Organism: Vitrella brassicaformis
Lineage: Eukaryota; Vitrellaceae
Source: the annotation of a GenBank genome assembly